This is a messenger RNA of Pecten maximus, 1244 nucleotides long. RefSeq lists its product as uncharacterized. The record is from RefSeq and is a predicted model, not a curated record. The transcript has 3 exons. Bases 6 to 1136 code for a protein of 376 amino acids. Lineage: Eukaryota; Metazoa; Mollusca; Bivalvia; Pectinida; Pectinidae.
ACGUAAUGGCGGCAAUGGCUAAAGAUGUUGCUAAUGAUGCUGAGGAUGGGUUACAAGAACUGCUAGAGAAGAAUGUUGAGUCUGUCGAAAUGAUGACAUUACGCAUAGUAUUUUGUAAUCCGAUCGGAGGGGAUCCAUUCAAAUCAGCUGUUGUAACCACUCAAGAACAGUUAAGCUCAUUAUACGAUUAUCCAAAUCAACGAACAAAUCUACUGAAGUUCAAGCACGUUUGGGAUGUCGAGAAGUUACAUCAACUCAUACGCAUGAAGAGAAAUCAAGAUCAAGACCAAGACCAUUGUACCAAAAGAAUUAAACUUGUACACGAUGACGAAUCCGCAGCAUUCAGAUUAUUGGAGGCAUAUCUGAAUGAUUUUGCCCAUCACCAAAAAUGUCUUGAGAAGGUGCUACUCAGCUGUAGUGAUUUAAAGGAAUCAGCUAUGGUUUUAAAUGCCCACUUGUUCGGACCACUCAGUGACGAAAACUGCAUUAUUAAUAACCAUAUUGUGAGAAAAGAAGACUCCAUUUGUGGCUGUGGUUGUGGAAAAGAGAUUAGAAGAGGAAAUACAGGAAUUGGAGUUUAUUCUACCUGGCAUGGGUUCGUCGAUAUGAUUAUAAAAGAAAACCUCCCUGUGGCAAUUUUGGAUGUGGGUGAAUCUACAGCAGAUCAGGAAGACGAAGCAGAAGAAGGCUGUGUGCAUGAUAAACAAAAGUCCGGUACCAGUCAGUUAAUCGCAGAAACAAUCACAAAUGCCUUUGCUCAGGUCAACUCAAACAAUGAUCAUUCUGGUCUACCCAUACCAGCGUUUGGUUGUACACCCAAGCAGCUGUCUGUCUGUUUGUAUGACUGUAAAAACGAUGUUCUUUUAAAAAAAAUAAUACCUUUACAUCUCUUCAAAAAAACUGACAGUGUCUCAACAGUGAUUAUGAUAUGGCUGUACAUGAAUUUCCGAUUGUUUAUGAGAAGAGAUGUUACUGACCUUAAUGCACACUCUGAUCUCUCUGAAUAUCAGGCACAGUUUUUUGCCACAGAUGCCAACAUACAGGAAUUUUACUCCAAAGUAAAGCUUGGGUUUACUGGAUGUAAGCAUCCAGAUCGGCCAAUACUGACUAGUGUUGUGAGACUUGAUAAAGAAUAGUUGAAGUGUAUGUAUGGAGAACUCUUGAUACAUAACAGAGGUGGGAAGAAAAAUUGAAUAAUUAAUUACAAAUGGAUAAAACGAUAUCAGUGAAAAUCAGAUAAUGUU